This is a messenger RNA of Selaginella moellendorffii, 1098 nucleotides long. RefSeq names its product putative methyltransferase C9orf114. NCBI's taxonomy places the organism in Eukaryota, Viridiplantae, Streptophyta, Lycopodiopsida, Selaginellales, Selaginellaceae. The record is from RefSeq and is a predicted model, not a curated record.
UUACUUUAGGGUUUAUAGCUCGCGAUGGGGAAGAGGAAGCAUGGCGAUCGAGAGGAGCAGCGCGAUGCCGAUUCCUCGCAAGCGCUGGAUUCCGGCUCCUCUGGUCGCAAGUACACUGUGAGCUUGGCCGUGUCUGGAUCGAUCAUCAACAAUGCACAGUCGCUAGAGCUCGCCACACGGCUCGCGGGGCAAAUCGCGAGGGCUGCCACGAUAUUUCGAAUCGAUGAGAUCGUUGUCUUCGACGAUGGAGAGAGCUCCGCGAGCUCGUUCCAGAGGACCGGAUGGGGAAGAGAGACGGGUGAGGCGAGUGGUGGCGAGUUUCUUGCUCGAGUUCUUCGCUACUUGGAGGUUCCUCAGUACUUGCGGCGAGCGCUCGUUCCAAUGCACAAGAGCCUCCGAUAUGCGGGACAAUUGCCUCCGCUGGAUUCACCUCAUCAUCUCCGAACAAGCAUGUUGCCAUUCCGAGAAGGAGUUGCUUUGGACAAAAGCUUCGAGAAGAGUCGUGGCAAUGGAUGUUAUGCUGAUGUUGGGCUUGGCCAGGAUGUUUUGAUUCAGGAGACUGUAAAGGCAGGCACCAGGAUUACUGUCGCUAUGGGAUCUACUGACAAAAAUCUGAAGCGAGGAAAGAAAUUGUCCGUCGUCCCUUCCAGCACACCGAGAGAGAGUGCUGGUCUGUACUGGGGCUAUACAGUUCGUGUCGUGGAUCGCCUGACUAAAGCUUUCUCCGAUUCGUCUUUCGAGGAAGGCUACGACUACACAAUUGGUACGUCAGAGCACGGAGAGAAAGUCCUGACUAGCGAUCUUCGCGUUCCUAGUUUUAGGCACGCGCUUAUCGUGUUCGGAGGUCCAGCUGGUCUAGAGGAGAGCCUGGAGCUUGACGGAUCAUCCACGGUGAAAGACGUGAGAGAGCUAUUCACGAGGUACCUAAACACUUGUCCUCUGCAAGGAUCAAGAACUAUACGCACCGAGGAAGCCAUUUUCAUUUCUUUGCAGUUCUUGCAAGAACCACUUCUGCGAGCCGUUUGAUUUUCAUCCACUGCAAAGGAGAAUGUCAAAAUGCGGCACACGAAAUGCAACUCACUCGCGAUCUUUGCUUCC